Molecule: messenger RNA, 1948 nt
Organism: Malurus melanocephalus (red-backed fairy wren)
Lineage: Eukaryota; Metazoa; Chordata; Aves; Passeriformes; Maluridae
Gene: BMP2
Product: bone morphogenetic protein 2
Exons: 6
Coding region: 490-1287 (265 amino acids)
Biological process (GO): negative regulation of transcription by RNA polymerase II; SMAD protein signal transduction; BMP signaling pathway
Cellular component (GO): extracellular region
Molecular function (GO): cytokine activity; growth factor activity; BMP receptor binding
Source: RefSeq, a predicted model, not a curated record
UUUUUUCCCCAUCUUUUAUUUAUCCUCCUCCCUCCUUUUCCCUUUCUUUUUUAAGGGAGCGGAGACAAGUCAAGCUUCAUCUUGAUGUUKCUGCGGGAGUUUCGGUAAAUGUCCAUCUGUCUGAUGAGCGUGAUGCAAAGGACAUUUUUGAAAAGGAGCCUUCUAACUCCGUAGACACGUAGGGACCCAUUCACGGGCAGGCACACACACGCGAGGAGGAGGAAGAAGAAGAAACAACUUUACGAUCGCUGCUUUUAAAAGGGAGAAGCCUUUUCCCUGGCUGGGACUUGCCUUCUGCCUCCUCUCAACCAGCUGCUAAAAGUAUGUUUCCGAGGCGGACUGCACUUCAGGGAGCUUCUAUUUUCUGCUCGGCAGCUGUAGAGGAACAGCAGCGAAGUUUGGAGUAACACCAAGUGAUGCGGGAAAAACACCCCGAGAGCAGAACACCCUCCUGCAGACACAACCCCUGCUGCUGCACACAGGUUGAUCAUGGUUGCCGUGACCCGCUCGCUCCUGGCGCUGCUGCUCUGCCAGGCGCUGCUGGGCGGCGCGGCUGGGCUCAUGCCGGAGGUGGGUCGGCGGCGCUUCAGCGAGCCGGGCCGCGCCGCCUCGGCCGCGCAGCGCCCCGAGGACCUGCUCAGCGAGUUCGAGCUGCGCCUGCUCCACAUGUUCGGGUUGAAGCGGCGGCCCAGCCCCGGCAAGGACGUCGUCAUCCCGCCCUACAUGCUGGACCUCUACCGCCUGCACGCGGGGCAGCAGCUGGGGCAGCCGGCGGCGCUGGGUUUCCCGCUGGAGCGGGCGGCCAGCCGCGCCAACACCGUCCGCAGCUUCCACCACGAAGAAGUUUUGGAAGAACUGCCAGAAACGAGUGGGAAAACAUCACGACGUUUCUUCUUUAAUUUAACUUCCAUCCCUGACGAGGAGUCUAUCACCUCAGCUGAACUCCAGAUUUUUCGGAAACAGGUGCACGGAGCCUUUGAGAACAACAGCAGCUACCAUCACCGUAUUAAUAUUUAUGAAAUUAUAAAGCCAGCCACAGCCACCUCUAAGGACCCUGUCACAAGACUUUUGGACACCAGGCCCAGUGGAAGGACCCCCCCUCCUCUGUUUCCACUGAAAUUCAUCCAGGAAUGCAAGUGGAAACAAAAUCAGGAAAGAACAGAAAGGACGGAUGUUGCUUGGCUGCUGGGGAUUUGGCAGUCUGACUCCUGCUCCAUGCCCUGCCUUCAGAUUUCUGCCUCACCUCAGGAUGGUGAGAUGGAUGUCUCACCUCUCUGCCAGCUGUGACAAACACGGGGGGCUGAGCUGCAGCAGGAGAUGUGUCACCUCCCCCACCCGCUCUGCUGGCGAGAGUGGCUUCAUUCUGCAAAAGAAGCACAGAGAGAGACGCUGAAAUUGCCAAGUGGGAAUUCAGUUUGUGUUCACGCUGAGAGCUGGCCAAAGAAGGAGAAAACAUCCAUCUCAGGAGGGUUUUCAAGAUUUGGACAUUUGGCUUCACGUUUUGGUAUGUUCAAACAUGUCAACCCCCAUCAAGGGAAAAAAGAGGAAGAACAAACAACCCAGUCUGCUAAAGUCAGGGCUGCCAUGGCUAAAAAGUUUCUGAAGCACAUGGCUAAAAAUAGAUUAGUCUAAACCCAUGAUGUGAACACAAAUCCACUCCCCACGAGUGGAUACUGUGGGGUUCCUUUCUCUCUUGUGCUAAGAAAACCUGUAAUAUUAGGAAGUCAAAUGCAAAAUAAGCUCUUAAAAAUAAUAACAACCCUCCUACCAAAAUUAAAACUCAGCCGUGCAACUUCCACGCUCCUCAGCGGUGUAUUUGCAUUUGAGAAAAUUCAUGGUAAAGAUUUUACUUACCUGAGUUUUGGGUGUCUCCAUUAUUAGUAGGCCACAAAUGAAUUGAGUGGAUGAUGCAAAAAUGAGUGCCAAUAAAAUAUUUACACCAAUUCUU